GACGGUUAGGAUUUUAGCCGGUUGGCAAUGAGGCGGGAACUUGAGCAGCGCCUUCAUUGAUAACGGGCAGGAAGGCAGCGGAGGACUCGAGCGCCGACACUUCCGUUUCGGUCUCCCCUCCCCUCGCGCUGAUGGGAGAGUGUUCCGGUUCCGGUUGCUGUCGGCCGUUAACCGUUGGAUGACGCUGCUGGCUGUGACAUUUCGGCGGGGGAAGGCUGCACUGUCAGCUGGGUGUGUGUGCGCUGUCGGGGGACUGCCGCAAAGAUCAUGCUGGAAGGUUGUUGAUCCGAAACAUUGGCGUGGAAUUUGGGAGCGUUUUGAGCGUGACCUGUAUCCGCAUCACUUUCAAGUGUGACCGCGACUUCAUGGACCAGUCCAAAUGCGGAUAUACGUGCAAAUAAUUCCUGUUUUCAUCUAUAUCUAAGGAAUUCACAAGUUCUAAGAAUGAAGACUUCUGUGGUAGUUCAGUGAUUGCAAACUACUAAAAUGAACUUCCAGAAAAGUUGGAGAUUCAACGUAGGUGUUCAAAACAACGAAAGGUCUUGCAAGAUUAAAUAGGAUAUUCUCCAAGUCGUGGAAACAGUCUCUCAGCAACCACCUUGUCAAGAAUCAUCAGACCUUUUUAGCAGAAAUACAAUCAUUAUGUCACAUUUGAGUUUCUGGUAAAAGUGCUGUAAGAUGCUACCAGAUGCUGUAUUCCUACUCCUGCAUAAAGGCUGAUAAUGGUAUAAUCAGUGAAAAUGAAAUCCAUGAAGUUUUCAGUUCUGCUGCAAGUGUUGAAGAUAUUCAAAAUGCGACACAGACUAAAGAAAAUAAACCGGAACCACAAAAUGAACAACAUACCUAUAGCCUAAAGACAUGCACUCCGGGACGCUCUAUUUGUAAUCGGACAGAAGCUGACACAAACUGUGAAUUUAAGGGCUUCAUGACACCUUAUCCACCAAAUUGCACAGGUUCUGACAGCGUAAAGCUUGUUAAAAAUAUUGACAAAGGAGUUGACAGGUUGCAUUGCAAAAGCCAUAGAAGUCAUGAAGAAGAUGGAAGAAAUGAGAAAACCCAUGGAUCACCCUCUGAUGGUUGCAGCAGCAACAGCAGUAAUGAGGAAAAUGAGAGUUGUAACUAUACAGCAGAAACCUUCAAACAGAAAAUCAGGAACAAAGAGAAAUAUGGUGGACAAUUCAUAAAAUGCCAGAAACCUCCUCCCUAUUUGUCUGAUGUUGAUGGAACCAUACAGGAUUCCAGUGUUCCCAAAACAUCUUUCCAGGAACAUGGCUGUUUCAAAGAAGCUAAAUCAUUUUGGACUAAAGUACGAGCCACUAGAAGUGUGGAUCGUGUUUUUGAGGAACUGAGUGACGUAUUAAACUGCCUGAAACAGAAAAUCAAGGAUGCUACAGCAAAUGACCAAGAGUAUUUAAAGGCUUUGAUUUUAAUUAACAAGGCUGGAAUCCAAGACUCUUUGCUUUCAUUUGAUACAUCAGAAAAUGAGGAACAAUUUCAGCAUGACAGUGAAGAGUUGGUAUCAGAAAAGGUCAUGAUUUCUGAAGAGCAAGAAGCACAAUCAGCACCAAGCAGUUCCCUGUGUAUACAGACAUCUGUGAUUAAAAGUGUGGCUUCCUCCCCAACCUCUAAGGAUAGACUCAUCCAGCCUAACCCUCCCAAUCAGUUGACCUUUCAACAGCACCAAUGCAGUGGGUUGUGUAUUGCAAGAGUCACACCUCCAACUCCUGAUCAUUUCAAAGGGGAAAAUCCAUUGAGAAUUCCCAUACUUUGUCAGUUUCAAAGACGACAUGGGAAGUUGCAUUGGGAUACUGAGGUCAUGGAUCCUCCUCAUGUCACUUACAAAGCUCCUUGUGGAAGAAGUUUGAGGAAUUUCAAGGAGGUGCGUAAUUACAUUCUUGAAACCCAAUGUGACUUUCUGCAAUUGGACUUUUUCUCUUUCAACACUUAUGUCCAGCUUUCACGGACAAUUACUUGCAAGAACCCAGUUAUGUAUGAAGCCGACAUAAGCCGUGGUAUAGAACCUGUGCCAAUCCCUCUGUAUAAUGCAAUCGAUGUCUCCAAACCACAGUAUUUUAAAUAUAGAAAAGCACGGUUGCCUCGUGGAUAUCUUAUUAGCAAUUCAGCAGAGAUGUUUCAACAGAAAUGCAACUGUACAGAUGGCUGCAGCGACAAAUCUAGGUGUGCCUGCCAACAACUGACAGCAAAUGUCAACAAAAGAAUUAAAGAGGCAUCUGGGUAUGAAUAUAAACGACUUCUACAAUGUGCGCCUUCUGGAUUAUAUGAAUGUAACAAAUGGUGCAAAUGCAAUGAAAGAUUGUGUGUGAACAGAGUUGUACAGCAUGGCCUUAAAACCCGACUGCAGUUGUUUAAAACUAAAAGGAAAGGCUGGGGAGUUCGUUGCAGAGAUGAUAUUGACAAAGGAACCUUUGUGUGUUGUUACGCAGGGAGAGUACUAAAUAUUGUAAAUGCAGUGGAGAACCAGAGAAGUGGUGAAAUGAUUAAUUAUGAUGUUGAUGCAGGACGUAGCGACAUAGUAAAGCCUUCCAGCAAGGUAGAGAGAAAAGGAUCACAUUUUGAAUCAGAUGGUGAACUAAUGGAUACAAUGGAAGAGGUAAAGACUGAUGUGAAAGUCGAAGAAGCACCUCGUUUGUGUAGAGCUUCAUCCUUAACUCAAAAAGGCACAAAGAUGCCUGAACGUGGAAGGUCAGGUUUUCACACUUCUGAAAAGUCACUGAAUAAAAGACCUAAAACAAAGACAGCCCUUCUGCAGGCUCAACGAAGAAGGCUUCUGGAGCAGGGGCAGAUUUCAGUCGCAUGCAGCAGUUCAGAGGAAGACAACAGUGAAUCAUCAGGGCGGCGAUGCAGAAAACUCCCAAGAACACUUGAGCCAUUUUCACUGAGGCAACACACUACUCUGUCAGAUGGUCAACUUUUCAACAGUGACAAAGGAGGCUUGGACAAUAGAAGCCGUGGUGGUUAUGGAAUAAAUUAUUCUAUUCGCUUGGGUGAAAAAGAUUUUGAGAGUCUAGCAUCUAAAAGAUCAGCUGAACAGGAAAAUGAAUCAAACAAGAAAAAGGCAAAUGUACAAGGCACGUUGAUUCAGAAUAACCAUCACAAAGAACAGGCUUCAAAAUUACAAAGAAUGUCUGAUGCUAAUGAGCAAGAGGAUUCCUGUUAUUUUUUGGAUGCGACAAAAGAAGGAAACAUAGGCCGAUUUAUUAACCAUAGCUGUGAUCCAAACCUUAUGGUACAAAGUGUUUUUGUAGAUACACAUGACAAGAAUUUGCCGUGGGUUGCUUUUUUCACUAACAGGUAUAUCAAAGCAGGAUCAGAGUUGACAUGGGACUACAGGUACUCCACAGGAAGCAUGCCUGAAGAAGAAAUUCCAUGUCUUUGUGGAUCUACCAAUUGCAAAGAAAGUAUAGUGUAAUACUUGUAACAAGUUCCAAAAUCCAUUAUUAUAUGGUUGAAAAAUGCAGAUCUGAGUCUCUACCUCUUAUCAGCAAAGAUAUUACCAUUUAUUGGGUACUGAAAUGAGAAUAAAUUUUUUUACAUUAAAUCUAAAUUAAUAUGGUUCUCCAACUCCCAUUUUUUGAGCUUUCAAAUUUGUGUUGGACAAAUAAUAAUUUUGUGCCUUUUGAAAUUUAUAAGCUUUUUAUCUGGUAUUACAAACAUUUCUUGCAAUACAAAUACUAAAAUUGAUUGAAAUGAUCAUCUUAUCAUUGCCUUGAAUUUAUGGGCAGUACACAGUAAGAUGAAAUUUUUCUGUGGACUUAGUCACACAUAUGUGAAGAUCCCAGAUUUGCAGCAAGAUAUGAUCUUGGGUUUUCCGGCAUCACAAUUGAUAUCUCUCUCAAAAUCUGAAGAGGAAAGCUUGAAUGAUGCUUCCAGUUCCAGUUUUAAUUAAUGAUUCAUGCUGGUAAAUGCAUGCAUAUAAAGAUUGGUUGAGAAUUGCAUGAUUCCUUCCCUCGUCAUGCACCAAGGCUUCAAAACUACAGUCAAGUAACCUAGUGAUAAUCUUCAAAGGGUUUUCAUAGACAUUGAUCACUCAGGAAAUGAAAGAAGAUGAUUGAUAAAAUCGACAGCAUUGAAUCAGAUACAAAUUCUUUGUCCUUGCACUGUUGACAGAAAGCCGUAAUGGAAUUGAGGUUGCAGGUUUUAGAAGAAUAUUAUAUAUAUUCCGUCCAAAAUUAGUACAUGUCUUCUGCAGUUGCUUUGGUGGGGUACCAACCUUUCCUACCUAUAUGCAUAGGAGCAUUUUGAGAAUAUCUGUUGCUGCUCUAUCUCCCAUUUGUUUAAGAUUCCUUGUGACUUUCAGUCAGCAGCAUGUAACACAGAAGAAAAGCUUGCAAAGCUUCACCUUGAAGUAACAAAUGCUCCUGAUGAUGAUUGUCAUGUUCUGCAGACUGAUUGAUUGCUUUAGUGUUGACUGUGGCAAAUCUAAACAUGAGUUAGAAUAUGUAUCUAUACAAUGGCAAUGAUUGAAUGUCAUAGAUGGAAGAACUUCAAUGAAGGUCUUAUCCAACUAAAAAUGUAGAUAUGUUUUUGUAAAAGUAGAAGUUAAUUUUCUGUUGUUGGUUUUCACUGAUCAGAUUACUGAGUAUUAGAUACAAAAUGUACACUUGCAUUAGCAAGUUUUGAGAAGAUUUGUAGCUCAGGUUGAUGUUCUGGAUGUAGGUUUGCUCGCUGAGCUGGAAGGUUCACUUCCAGACAUUUUAUCCUACUAGGUAACAUCUUCAGUGGGCCUCCGGGCCAAGCAGAAACACGCACAAGAAUUCCUAGAAGCAUGGCACUCCAACUGGAACUCUAUCAACAAACACAUUGAGUUAGACCCCAUCUACCACCCCCUAGAAAAAGAACAGGAAAUGACAUCACCACAGGAAAUGACAUAACUAACCCAAAGAAACUCAAACAUAUAAAUAGAAAGCAGGAAUUAUCAACAGUGCUUGGCCUGGAGGCCCACUGAAGAUGUUACGUAGUAGAGUGAUGAAAUGUCUGGAAAUGAACGUUCCAGCUCAGUGACCAAAAAACUUACAUCUAGUAUAUUUGCAUUUUGUUUGAUAUUUUUGCAUUAUGUCAGGAUGAUUGUCAAAAAGAUUACUUCUGGGCUGACUCUUUGUUUUCUUUUGUAAUGAAAUACAAAAUACCAAGGUUAUGUAUGUAAUUUUCUAUUUUUAGAAUUAUCUUUUAAUGUUUGUGUUUUG
Messenger RNA from Hemiscyllium ocellatum (epaulette shark), 5204 nucleotides. It is a transcript of the gene setdb2, whose product is annotated as SET domain bifurcated histone lysine methyltransferase 2. Gene Ontology annotation, biological process: heterochromatin organization; negative regulation of gene expression. NCBI's taxonomy places the organism in Eukaryota, Metazoa, Chordata, Chondrichthyes, Orectolobiformes, Hemiscylliidae. Gene Ontology annotation, molecular function: histone H3K9 methyltransferase activity; protein binding; zinc ion binding. Gene Ontology annotation, cellular component: nucleus. The record is from RefSeq and is a predicted model, not a curated record. Bases 689 to 3430 code for a protein of 913 amino acids. The transcript has 22 exons.